AUGUCACCCGAGAAAUUGUCGAUCAUGGUGUCAGAAACUAACAUGAACAAUACCGUUAUUUAUGUGAAGGAGUUAACCACAUCGAUCUUUCCAGAGUCAAGCACGUCAUUUCUGGCACAUUUGUCGUCUUCAGUCAUUCUUCAGACGUCGUCGCAAACACUGGAUGCGCCUACAACACAGACAACAUCACCGAUGUCAACCACGCCCCGAUGGACCACAACACAUUUUUCACUCACGACAGUGUCAUCAACGUCAUUGAUCAGCCCAUCUUUUUCCGAAAAGUUUAUGACUAGCUCAGAGGUCCAUGUAAUAGAAGAAGACCCUGCCACAGACGACUUAACUGUGAUCGUCCCUACCGAAAAAUCACCAAUUAAAACGCAACCAACAGUACCGGAACCUUCUAUUAAGUUUGUGGUCUCAAUGAAAGUGGGCUCUUACAACUACACUCCGGAAAUGGCAGAUCCAGAAAGCGCCGUUUUCAAGAAGGUAGCUAAAGAGAUAGAAAACACCCUAUACGAAGAGUUAUGCCGGAAGAAAUUACUAGACUGCAUCGCUGUUGAAGUGUUCAAGCUCGAGGAAGGCAGCGUAAUUGUGUCCUAUAACGUCCAUAUGGCUUCUUCGACCAAUUACAAACAGUCGCACGUAAAUAACGUCAUCACUGAUUCGGCGAAUAGUGGCCAGCUGGGACGUUUGAAAGUGAGCGAUGUGGAGGUGAAAAAAGGAGAUAAAGAAGAGGAGCAAAGCGAUAGCUCAUCGUCACGUGUUUUCGUUUACGUUCUCUGCGGAGUCGGUGCCUUAUUGGUGAUUGCAUUGAUCAUAGCUGCCAUUUCUAAGGUAAGAAAACAUAAAAUUUGUUGUCAUUCAAAAUAAAAUCAUCCACGUCGCUGAUUUUGCGUUACUCGACUUCUACUUUAGGAUACUUCACUUGCAGCAUGUAAUAACUUAAGUAUUUUUCUUCUUUUAGUACUAUAACCGAAGAAAGAACUCCGUCCAAGUUCUCGAGGUUCCCUCCAACAAUGGCGGCUUGGGCCGUUAA
This is a messenger RNA of Pocillopora meandrina, 1036 nucleotides long. The record is from the annotation of a GenBank genome assembly. NCBI's taxonomy places the organism in Eukaryota, Metazoa, Cnidaria, Anthozoa, Scleractinia, Pocilloporidae.